UUCAAGAAGAAGAAGAAGAAAGGUUUUCUAAUAGCCACUGUUUUUACCUAUGCGGAUUUAAGCCUGCUGAUUUUUUAUCGAACAAUGUUAACGCUACAUUUAAACUUAAGUAUAUGCUUAAAAUUAAGGCCUUUAUUAAGAUUUAUAGGCACUAAAACACAAAUCGGUCUGCGGAAUGAAAAGGAAACAAUUGAUGAGAAGCCAUUACCCCAACUGACUGAAAGUAAACUUAUGGAAGAAAUGGGCACACCUAAAACUGGUCGUCCACGAAUCGAUCCUAAAGAGACUUCAAUAGUUUUAUUCCCCGGGCAAGGCACGCAAUAUGUGGGUAUGGCAAGCCGAUUAAUGCAUUUUCCUGAAGCCCGUCGUAUAUUUAAAUUAGCCAAUGAGGUGCUAGGUUAUGAUUUACUCAAAUUGUGUUUAGAAGGUCCUCGAGAAAAAUUAAACCGUACCGAGUACGCCCAGCUAGCUGUAAUGGUGUCUUCUUUGGCUGCUUUAGAACAGCUACGUGAAGAGCGCCCUAAGGCAAUUGAAUCUUGUGUAGCUACAGCCGGAUUUAGUUUGGGAGAAUUUACUUCCUUGGUUUUCGCUGGAUCUCUGCCCUUUGACAAAGCAUUAAAACUAGUGCAAGUGCGUGCGAAUGCGAUGCAAGUAGCCUGUGAUCAAAUACCGGGAGGCAUGGCUAUGGUAUUGUAUGGACCUGAUUCAAAUAUAGGGACAGCUUGCGUUAAGGCUCAGCAAUGGUGCGUUGACAAAGGCAUAGAAAAUCCCCAUUGUGGAGUAGCGAUUUAUAUGUACCCUCAUUGCAAAGUAGUAGCUGGUAAUGUGGAAGCCUUAGAAUAUUUGGAAAAAAAUUCAAAUGCUUAUAAAAUUCGCCGCAUUAAACGUUUGCCAGUCAAUGGAGCAUUUCAUACACCGCUUAUGGACAGCGCUGUAGCCCCUUUUAUUAAAGCUUUGGAGACUAUAAAACUAGAAGACCCGCUUAUCCAUGUCUAUUCGAACAUAGAUGGUAAACCUUAUCGGAAUGCGGCCGGGAUCAUACGAAAGCUGCCAAAACAUAUUGUAAGGCCAGUCAAGUGGGAACAAACAUUGCACGAAAUGUACGAACGUAAACAAGACACAAAUUUCCCGCGAACAUUUGAAUGUGGCUCUGGUAAAGGCCUGAUAGGUAUUUUAGAAAAAGUCAAUGCCAAAGCAGCCAACUCGGCCUUCAGUGUAGAAGCGUAACGUAUAAAUUUAUUAAGAAUGUAUUUGUUUUAACUUCAAUUAACUUAAGUUGAAU
Messenger RNA from Glossina fuscipes, 1282 nucleotides. RefSeq names its product probable malonyl-CoA-acyl carrier protein transacylase, mitochondrial (gene beg). Lineage: Eukaryota; Metazoa; Arthropoda; Insecta; Diptera; Glossinidae. Bases 85 to 1227 code for a protein of 380 amino acids. The transcript has 2 exons. The record is from RefSeq and is a predicted model, not a curated record. Gene Ontology annotation, molecular function: transferase activity.